UAGAAGGACCCACCUGCGAGUAAAGUCCAAUGUUUUGUGUAAAAGGAGAAACAAGUUUCUGCAUAAACUGUACCGAGAGUGUGUUCUUCAUUGAUAUCGAGAGAUCUGAAACAGAUUACAGAAACUGUCUCUUAAUUUUCUUUAAGACGGACAUGGAUGCCAUUUCAUCUCUAACAACAGAUGGUGGAGUUGCUGCUCAAUUUUCUGGGAUUCUACCUAGAACCAGUCAUUGGUUUUGUCCAUUUUCUCAGGAAAAUAAAUCAAAAUCGAAACUUUUUCCGGUUAUGAGCCUUGAUUUGAAGGGACAUCCCAUGGCUUCAACAGAUUUCACCAACCAGACCCUUGCCGCGUUUUCUUCUUCCUCUGUGGCUCCUGCAAAGACACCAUCAUCAUCAAUUGGUAUGAGUAGAGGAAUGAGAUGGUGGGAAAAGUCAACGGAACACAACAUGUUAGAGAUUCACUCUGCGAAUCAUAUUGUUGACUCUUUAUUAUCUGCUGGAGAUAGAUUAGUUGUUCUUGAUUUCUACUCUCCCGGUUGUGGUGGCUGCAAAUCUCUCCACCCAAAGAUCUGUCAAUUGGCUGAAUCAAACCCGAAUGUGAUGUUUCUGAAAGUGAAUCAAGAAGAGCUUAGAACAAUGUGUCAUGGUCUUAACGUUCACGUGCUUCCUUUCUUUAAGUUCUUUAGAGGAGCAGAGGGUAAACUAUGUAGUUUCAGCUGCACUAUUGCCACAAUCAAUAAGCUCAAGAAAGCGUUGGAGAAGCACGGGAGCGAAAGAUGCAGCCUCGGGCCAGCGAAAGGUUUAGACAACAAGGAACUCAUAGCUUUAGCAUCGGUGGGGGAACUGAAAAUGAAUCUGGAUUCCUUAACAAUGCAUCAAGAUUUGUUGUCAUCAUCGACAGCUAGCAACUUCUGUUAUAAAACAGAGGAACAACAUCAAAAGUUGGUGUUGUAAAAAGAUAUCUUUUCAUUAGGGUUCUUAUUGAUUUGUAGAUAUGAUUAUUGGUUAGUAUCAUUGAGCUCUGUUUAAGUUCUAGGAUUUGUUCUUUAAGCCAUUACUAGCAAUGCCAAUUUCAAUUAACUUCCAAGAUUGAAUCAAG
Eutrema salsugineum is the source of this 1098-nucleotide messenger RNA. Its product is annotated as thioredoxin-like 1-2, chloroplastic. NCBI's taxonomy places the organism in Eukaryota, Viridiplantae, Streptophyta, Magnoliopsida, Brassicales, Brassicaceae. The transcript has 5 exons. Gene Ontology annotation, biological process: cell redox homeostasis. The coding region runs from base 30 to 953 and encodes 307 amino acids. The record is from RefSeq and is a predicted model, not a curated record.